Acaulospora morrowiae is the source of this 656-nucleotide messenger RNA. Lineage: Eukaryota; Fungi; Glomeromycota; Glomeromycetes; Diversisporales; Acaulosporaceae. The record is from the annotation of a GenBank genome assembly.
CCCUGGCUUCACCUUUGCUUGGAUCUUCCGAACAUCCAUGGUUUGUACAGGCAGGUAUGCGCCUUGGGGUGAUUGGUCAAACUGGUAAGGAUUUGGCUUUGGUACCACGCUCCAGGUCAGAGCAAGAACAUGCGAAAGGCGCUGUAGAAGAAGACACAAUUGAAGAAGAACCUCUUUUGUUAGCUCUUGCUCAACCUACUUCUCCAUCUCACGUUGCACUCCGCCAGUUUCGAAAUCGCACGAUCUACGCGAACGUCGGAAAUGAUGUAUCAGUUUCUUUCCGCACUUCUGCACUUUAUUUUUAUAAUCAUCGCGAAGUAAGAAUACAAAAAAAUAAUCUACUAAGACAAUUAUACUUCUUACUUAAUCCUCCCGAACCUACCAAAGAAUAUCUUACACGAUCAAUCACGAGCGCAUCGCCCAUAAUCCACGAUAAGGUCUACAUGCCUUCAGACAUUCCUAGAUCACGUGAUUUAAAUGCGAGAUUGGAAAUCGAAGAAAAGAUUGCGAGAGCCUGGCACGAAGACAUGUCAUGGCGUAAAGUGUUUGUGCAACUUGAGGGUGAAGCACACACAAAUGUAAUCGUAAGAAGAAGGUGGCAAAAUGCCGCCGGAUGGCAAGUUAUAGAUCAUUUGUUGAAAGAACAUGAAUUCUAA